Rhopalosiphum padi (bird cherry-oat aphid) is the source of this 3575-nucleotide messenger RNA. It is a transcript of the gene 14-3-3epsilon, whose product is annotated as 14-3-3 protein epsilon. Gene Ontology annotation, biological process: signal transduction. The transcript is spliced from 6 exons. The record is from RefSeq and is a predicted model, not a curated record. Gene Ontology annotation, cellular component: cytoplasm. Lineage: Eukaryota; Metazoa; Arthropoda; Insecta; Hemiptera; Aphididae. Bases 525 to 1298 code for a protein of 257 amino acids.
GUCCGCCAGAGAGACGCGCGCGCGCCAGAUUCAUUUAUCGAGUUAUUUUUCCAUGAGCGUCACGUUGGCGGCCUGACGGGUGCGGCCAUAUUUCCAGAGAGACCAUUCGCAAGUCGGCGACGGGAAACGACGUAACGUCCGCUCACAAACCGCAUCCACCGCCGCCGUCGCCGCAACCUAACUGCGCGAUCCACGAAUACGCUGUCGCCGUAUCUUCGGGAUUUUUCGUAAAUUUUAUUAUUAAAUCUUCCAACUGUAAUAUUUUACUGGUUACGCGUUUUAAAUAAUUAUUCGUUCGUUCAUCGUGCUCAACGUAGCGGCCAGAGUGAUAUCGCACACGCGUUAUUGUCGUUCACCGUCGUCGUCCCGCCAACGGUCUCUCGCGCGUCGGCCGCUGUCAAAACUCGAGUCGUAUCAGACUUCCGGUGCGUGCUCACACGAGUGCUGUUGUCCGACGAUAAAUCGUCUCCGUUCGCCCGUCACCGCGCUAGCAGUUGCAGAAAAACUACCACACAACCUACGCCAUGUCCGAAAGAGAAGAAAACGUAUACAAGGCGAAACUCGCCGAACAGGCGGAGAGAUACGAUGAAAUGGUAGAAUCCAUGAAAAAAGUAGCAUCAUUAGAUGUCGAAUUAUCUGUAGAAGAACGAAACCUGUUAUCUGUAGCAUAUAAGAAUGUAAUUGGAGCUCGACGUGCAAGUUGGCGCAUUAUUUCAAGUAUUGAACAGAAAGAAGAGAACAAAGGUGCUGAAGAAAAGCUAGAGAUGAUCCGCCAAUAUAGAUCGCAAGUUGAGAAAGAAUUACGGGAUAUUUGUUCAGACAUUCUAAAUGUACUUGAUAAACAUUUAAUAGCAUGUGCUGCAUCAGGCGAAUCUAAAGUUUUCUAUUAUAAGAUGAAAGGUGACUACCAUAGAUACCUGGCUGAAUUCGCUACUGGAGAUGAUAGAAAAGAAGCUGCUGAACAUUCUCUGGUCGCCUAUAAAGCCGCUAGCGAUAUCGCUAAUCAAGACUUACCUCCUACUCACCCAAUAAGGUUGGGUUUGGCAUUGAAUUUUUCUGUAUUCUACUAUGAGAUUCUCAACACCCCUGAUAGAGCUUGUCAUUUAGCUAAAAAAGCUUUUGAUGAAGCAAUUGCUGAAUUGGACACGUUAUCCGAAGAGAGCUAUAAAGAUUCCACACUUAUAAUGCAGUUGUUAAGGGACAACCUAACCUUGUGGACUUCAGAUAUGCAAGGAGAUGGUACAGAAGCUGAACCUAAAGAGCAGCUUCAAGAUGUUGAAGAUCAAGAUGUCUCAUAAAUGCCUUCUGUGACUGCUCUAUAAUAAAAUAACUAUAAUUGUCAUCGAAAAAAACAGUGUCUGUGUACAAAUAAUAUCAAAUAUGAAAACAUAAAAAAUAUGCAUUCAAUAGUUACAGCCCUAUAAGUAAAGUAAAGCGACUCACUCCAAGACUGUCAAAUUUUUUUUUUCGUACACUUUGAUUUUACUUUUAUCUCAUUGGCAGGGGAACAUACGACAGCAAUUUUGAUUUAAUCUUAUACAAUUCCCAAAAAAUAAUAAUUUAAUAAAUAAAAAAAAAAAAACAUAUUUUAUGUCUUUCUGUUCAGUAUUAUGUGUUAAAAGUUUUAUUUUUGUAUUUAAAUUAUAAGGCUUUUUAUUAUUUUUUUAAUUAUUUUUUUUGUUUUUUUUUUCUAGAAAAAACGAUUAAGCAAAUCGUAGUUUACCUCAAUUCUUUGUGUUGAUUACCCAAAUGGGUAACAUUUUCUUUCUAUUUUAUACUAAAGAAUAUAUAUUUAUACUAAAUCAUCACUAAAAAUCUCAUUUAGAAUUCAGAAAUAGUAGGUACAUUGGGUGUGCCGCCUCCAAAGUCAGUUCCUGUAAUUUAACCAGUGAUUUUGUUAUUCGUUUAUUAAAUUUAUUUACUUUAAUAUUAGUAGUCAAUACAAAACUUAGCAUGACCAAUUAUUAUUUAUUACUUUUUGGUUAUUAUUGCACUUUUCAUUUUCAAUGAUAAUAAAAUAAAAUUUAAGAAAAAAACAUUUACAUAUAAUAUUUAUAAAAAUUGUACAAAGAAAAAUGGAAUCAAAGUGUACCGUAGUGUUCUUGUUUAGUAUACAUUUUUAUUUUAUACACUUAUUCACUUUUAUUUUUGAUUUUUGCCAAAUUUUCACUUUAACAUACUAAAUUAAAAUACCAUACACAUUUAUAUAUAUGUAUAAUAUAUAUAUAUAUAUAAAUAUGUAUGCUUUUAUGUCAAUUAGUUUUUACUUUUAUAACAAGUAUUUGACUUAGAGCAUGAAGUAUUUCGGGAUCAUUAUAUAGUGCUAAUUUCAUCAUAAAUUUCUAGUCUAACCCCUGCCUCUUAUGAUAUCAUUAUUUAAUCAACUAAUUCAUAACAGAAUAAUAGUCUCUUCAAACAUAAUUUCAGCAAUAAUUAAUUGUAAUACUAUUAAUUGAUAGUUAAUGAUUUUUUAACAUCUAUAACGCAAAGAAAACAAGUGCAACAUUUUGAAUGUUUUCGUCAUUCCGUUUUCUUAGAUUAAAAAAAAAUAAAAAAAAUAAUAAAAUGUAGGUUAUGUGUUUAUUAUAGAAUUAUUAUAGGGUUUAUUAUAUUAUAAUAUAUGAUAAUUAACUUUAUGAAAUUUUUGUUAAACGAAGAAAAAAAAAUCGUAAUGCUUUCUCAUCGAGUUUUUUCCAAAAAGUUUGAUUUUUUUUGGUUCAUACAUUAUAGAUAUUGUAACUAAUAAAAUAAAAAAAAAAACCAAUGUCAAUAGUAUACUCUGCGAAUAAUAACAUUUAAACGAUAAUAACAAUAUAUUAUAUCCAUUUGUUACGCUCUAUUCUGUUUAUUUAUCGCACGAGUCUAUUGAUAGCAUUUCGAGUUUUUUUUUUUUUUGUGAUAUUUUUUUUUCUUGCGCUGUAAUCAUUUAACUACAUGUACUGACAAUACUUGUGUGUAUUUUUUUUAUCGUGUGUGUCGAUCACAACGAAUACGGACCAAAAUGUUUACAGUUAAAAACUUGAAAAAAAAAAUGAAAAAUUUACGUAGUUCUUAGCCACCUAUCGAUUAUUUAGUCUUAUUUAUUGUGUAGAUUUUUUUUCUACUUCUCAGUAUACGUGAUUAUUGAAAAAUAAUAAUAAAUAUUUGAAGAAACUUAUUUGACAGUGUUAUAGGAGCGCGUUUCCUUUGCCGCCCCGCCAGCUAACCGAAAUUUAAAUAAUCUUUUAAUUAUAUGUAUUCAACACUUGAACAACAAUACAACUAUAGUUUAACUAGUAUGCGUGUGUGUGUGUGUGUGUGUAUGCGUGUGUGUGAUCUCGCUCGUAUGUAUGUCGGACAGGGAAUCUCUGUACUCUAUAUACUCCAACGUCCCACCACCCCCUUCUGCAUACGACGACGAUGACCCGCCUAACGUAACUUUUAGUAGACAUGUCAGUAACUUUUUUUACGUACAAUUUUAAGAUGUAUAUUAUUAUUUAUUUGUCUCUUUAAACGAUAAUAAUAUUAAUAUAAUUAAUAACAUUAAAACUAUUAUAAUAUAUGCGCCAUUGCAUUAAAUUUUUACAUCUUUCAAA